AUGUCUCCAGAAAACCCAAAUGGGACAACAGCACACGAGCAAGCCGAAACGGCCUAUUUCCACAACAACCCUGCUCCCAAGUCUCUAACCAACCAUGAGACCUUGGCUCGGGAGUUCAUUCAAUAUCACCUGGAAAAUGCGCCGAAUCGUCGAAUCGCCUUGGUCACUUCCGGGGGCACGACUGUUCCACUAGAGAAUCAAACCGUGCGUUUCAUUGACAAUUUCUCUGCCGGGACUCGAGGAGCCACCUCGGCGGAAUACUUUUUGCAGGAAGGCUAUGCAGUCAUCUUCUUGCACCGGCAAUUCAGUCUUCUGCCCUACUCUAGGCACUACAGUCACAGUACUAACUGCUUCCUCGAUUUCAUGGAGGAAUCCGGGGAUGGGGAACGGGUAGUCGUCCGAACAGAAUAUCAAGAAAAGAUGCGGCGAGUUUUGAGGCAGUAUCAGCACGCCAAGCAGAAUCGGUUGCUCUUGCUCCUUCCGUUUACCACUGUCACGGAAUACAUGUUCGAGCUUCGCAGCCUUGCUGUUAUCAUGCGCCCUCUUGGAAACCGGGCGCUUUUCUACUUGGCGGCUGCAGUUUCUGACUUCUUCAUCCCGAGAGAUCGGAUGGAGGAGCAUAAGAUCCAGUCUCUUGAAGGUGGCGCCAGCCGCCAGUUGGUCAUCAAUCUGGACCCAGUGCCCAAGUUCCUCAGCAAUUUGGUGCAUAGCUGGGCUCCCAAGGGCAGUAUGAUAGUAAGCUUCAAGCUGGAAACCAACCCGGAUCUCCUGGUGACCAAGGCCGAACAAUCUUUGGAGCGCUAUCAACAUGACCUCGUGAUUGGCAAUCUACUCACCACCCGCAAAUGGGAGGUCGUCUUUAUUACUCGCGGUGGUGGGGAGAAAUGGAUUCGAGUUCCAAAGACGAGGCGCUCCAAAAGUUUUUCUGGAGUGGAGGCUCUGGUAGGCAAGGCAGAGCGAAAACAUGGCCCAGAACCCCACGAUUUGGACGGAGGUACCGUGACAGAGGGUAUGGAGAUCGAGAGUUUGAUCAUUCCUGAGUUGGCCGCGAUACAUUCGAAGAUGAUAGAGCAGACUUCGUAA
Fonsecaea pedrosoi CBS 271.37 is the source of this 1083-nucleotide messenger RNA. RefSeq lists its product as uncharacterized. Gene Ontology annotation, biological process: coenzyme A biosynthetic process. Gene Ontology annotation, cellular component: cytoplasm; nucleus. Gene Ontology annotation, molecular function: phosphopantothenate--cysteine ligase activity. The record is from RefSeq and is a predicted model, not a curated record. Lineage: Eukaryota; Fungi; Ascomycota; Eurotiomycetes; Chaetothyriales; Herpotrichiellaceae. Bases 1 to 1083 code for a protein of 360 amino acids. The transcript has a single exon.